This is a messenger RNA of Cetraspora pellucida, 155 nucleotides long. The record is from the annotation of a GenBank genome assembly. NCBI's taxonomy places the organism in Eukaryota, Fungi, Glomeromycota, Glomeromycetes, Diversisporales, Gigasporaceae.
UAUUACAGUCAAAAGAUUAAGAAAAAUUAGAGAUAAACAUGCUUCUAGAAUUCAUAAUAAUCAAAAUCCAACUUUACAACAUCUCAAAUUUCUUAGCAAAGCUGCAAUAUUAUAUAAAAUAAACUGUUUUAAUUCUGAAAAAUAUUAUACUGAAA